ACACCGUCUCGGCGACCAGUCGUUGGAUCUCGCUUCGUUGGGAAAUGUCUGCUUUGAUCGCGUGGAAUCGUGGUUCACUGGAUGAUGUGUUGUAGGUCGCGGGGAUGGCCGAGGCUUCUUUGAUCACUUGUUCGGCCUUUUCUGGUCUUGAGUGGUAGUUCACUACGACGCGGAAGUGUGAGGCCAGCGCUUUGACUGUGGCGGCGCCGAGGCCGGCGCUGGAAGCGGUGACGAGAGCGACUUUGGUUGUCAUGGUGGAUGGAUAGAAAGAUAGAGCUGGGAGACGAAGAUUGGAAAACGGAGUAUCAGGGUAUCGACGACGACGGGUUGGCUUGACGGGACAAGUUAUAAGACAGGCGAGACGCUUUUUAAAUAUGUUGCUGCUGUUGCUGCUGCCGCUGAUCGGAAGCAAAGCGUGUCUGAGGCACCUAUGAAAAGGGAGACGAAGAGCGAUACUGACGUGCUUCUCCGCAGUCACGAAUGGUUGAGGGCUUCAACCGGCGGAACGUUUCCGAACAUUGUUUCCGCCCGGCGAAAGACGAAACAAAAGCUGCGCUGCGGGGAGAACAGGGAACAACUUGAACACGCGGGGCAACACUGCACGGGAUGCCGAAGAUAAGAUAAGAUGCCGCCUUGUCACCUGCCCAAUCUUGCAUCGCCAUUUUCAGUGGUCAUCAUCAGGAAUUCAAGGGAGCAUAGGUAUCUCCCUCCUUGUUGCUCCAUUAGAGACGACACGACAUGAGUGACAUGCGUCGACUUUCCAAUAUGAAUGGUCUCUGGAACUCAUCGUCUCACUGCCUCCGGGUGCACCCCGUACUGCCACUGCAUAAGGUAUCUUACAGAUCUGGUACCUGACAGAUCGAAUCGGGAGGUCAUGACGUCGUCGAGCCCGUGCAAUGGUCAUGGACCAACCGCACCUCAGAGAUAGAGACAACAGAUUGCGGUAUAAGAUCUCGGUUGAUCGUUUCGCUUCGGUCUGUCAGGGGACUUGGGAAAGUCUUAAAAGUCUUAACUUUGUCGUUUUCUGCUUAAUCCAAGGAAAACAGCUCCUUCAUUCAACGAGAGACCGAGCGAGCCACGUUGCGCCAUGUCGCAGAAACCGCUCGCCCCUAAGGAUGGUGGCAGGAAGAGGAAGAAAGUUCUCAUCGUCGGGGCCGGGGCUGCAGGCAUGUCGACAGCCUACCACCUCUCCCAGAAACGCGACGAGUUCGACAUCACCUUGAUCGAUGCGGUCGACUACUGCGGCGGACAGGCGUUCGCCAUGCCUCUGGACAAGGACCGCCAUGGAGCGAGUUGGUUCAAUCAGGGCGUCCAGGGCGGCAGCUACAUAUUCCACCACACCAUGACCAUGUUUGCACGGCAAGGAUACCACGCCGACCCGGUCAACCUGCAAGUAUCGUUCGGCAAGAACGAAACGUUUUGGACCAACGUGUUUCCGACGGACCUGAUUGCGCGACACCAAAGAGAAGUGAAACGGUUUGUAUUCGCAAUGCGGGUGAUGCGCUGGUUCGAGUUUUUAUUCGCUUUGAUGCCCAUGCAUCUGUUCUUCAAGCUGUGGUUCUUCUCGGAAGAGUUUACACACACCGUAGCACUGCCCAUGGUGGCUUUGUUUCUGGGAACGGGCAACGAAGCGCCCAAUGUGCCUACCAUCAUGCUCGAGCGGCUCUGCACCAGUCCAACAUACGGGAUGUGGUACCCCCUUGACAAAGUCAGCAUCGCAAGCAACCAACCUCCCAUGGUGGUUUUUCCCAACUUCAGCGAGUUCUACGAGUCAUGGCGCAAAGAUCUGGUCUCUCGCGGCGUGAAUGUCCGCCUAUCCACCGAACUCGUUGCCGUGUUGGCUCGUGACAAGACCAACGGCGUCAUUGUAUCGCUCAAAAACCGCACACCAGCACCCGACAGACACAACCCAGCCAACGGCGACCCGGACGCCCCGACCUAUGAAGAACACUACGACGAGCUUGUUCUGUGCUGUCUCGCAGACACAGCCAAACGACUUCUCUCCCGCACCUCGACAUGGCGCGAACGACAAGUUCUGGGCAGCGCCAAAUUCUCCGACGAUAUCACCAUCACCCACACCGACUCUGACUACAUGAAGAAACACUACCAGAACUUCUACGACGAGACCCUAGCUGUCAAAUCUUUGUCAAAUGUCGACCAGUCCGCCCGAUGCGAGUGGGCUCGGUCCAAUUUCCGUCCAAUGUACUACAUCAAAAUGUACGGCGAGGACAAAUCCAAGCUGGAAAUGUGCUUCGACACCACAAACUACCAAGCCCAGUUUCCCGACAAGGUCCCCUUUGAAGACCAUGUCUUUCAAACAAUCUACCUCAACAAACAUCGCGACGGGCAUCUGUGGACGGACCACGAAAUCGACGACACAAAAGUCAUCCGCAAGGAUUGGUGGCAUCAGCUGUGUCACAGCUACACCCAUUACCUGUUCGUUGUCCCCUGGAUGAUGUUUCUCCAGGGCCAACGCCGUGUACGGUUCGCCGCCGCCUGGACUCUCGUCAAUGCCCACGAGGUCGCCAUCAUUUCGGGCAUUGCGGCUGCUGUCGAUCUAGGCGCAGAGUAUCCCGAGGACCUGGAGAAUGACAAGUUUGCCUUUCUUUCCUUUCGUUUGUAUUACUUGCUGGCUUAUGGGAAGUGGUAUCGACGCCGGUAUACCGCUACCACCAAAAACAAGAAGCACGAAAGUGAGCAGGCCAAAGCAGGCAAGUCUUGGGCGACUGGGCUGUAUGGUAGUGUCUACCGUGGGCCCGGUGUCGCUCAGGAAGAACGGACUACGUGGAGAGAGGAAAUGAAAAUCGGUAGAAGCACUGGAAACCUGGCAGAUGGGAAUCAUAAUCCCGGGGGACGAAGCCAGCCUUGACAUGGAGUGCAGUGCACUAUGAGGUGAAAUGAAAAUCCAGCCAGGCAUCUGUGCAUCGCGAACAACUGAAACAUGCCAUGCCACUCAGCUAGCUGGUAGCCCCAGUCCCGAUCCGUUCCCUCAAUCAAGUAUGUAUCUCGUUGCGGCGGGCUCAGGCUCCGACUAAUUAGGUUCUCGACUCCCGAAAUCCCGCGAGGUUUUGUGGCGAUUGUUGGGGAUGAUUCGGUGCAUGUGUAAUGUAUGUGUAUCGAACUCGAGGGAGGGCGCCCGUCUGUGAAGUCGAUGGGUGUAUAUCGUGAAUUACACAGUAUAUUUUGUACUUGGUGCUCAAGUAAGUCUGGCCUCGGAGUUUCAAGGAUGAGCAUUUGCUGUACAUUACUAUUGCUUAGUCUACAAGCAUUAUGAAUCAUAGACUUGGAAUCGCCGUGGAAGGGAUUCAAGAUCUGAAGCUUCGAAUACAACGGACAAGAAUGCACCUUUUAUUCGUGGUCAUCUAUUCAUCAGUGGUGUCACCGGCGUACAGGCAGGCGGCUGAUCUACUGC
Molecule: messenger RNA, 3412 nt
Organism: Exophiala dermatitidis NIH/UT8656
Lineage: Eukaryota; Fungi; Ascomycota; Eurotiomycetes; Chaetothyriales; Herpotrichiellaceae
Exons: 2
Coding region: 1088-2869 (593 amino acids)
Molecular function (GO): oxidoreductase activity
Source: RefSeq, a predicted model, not a curated record